Molecule: messenger RNA, 1277 nt
Organism: Morus notabilis
Lineage: Eukaryota; Viridiplantae; Streptophyta; Magnoliopsida; Rosales; Moraceae
Product: GATA transcription factor 4
Exons: 2
Coding region: 286-1080 (264 amino acids)
Biological process (GO): positive regulation of DNA-templated transcription
Cellular component (GO): nucleus
Molecular function (GO): zinc ion binding; sequence-specific DNA binding
Source: RefSeq, a predicted model, not a curated record
GACAACACGACUUCACAAGUUCACAGUCUCUCUUCUUCUUUCUCUCUCUUCUUUCUCUCUCCUCCUAGUGUGUGGAUUGGUCACUCUCCGCACGUUCCUCUGCCCCCUCUCCCCGCUAAGGCAAUUAUAUCAAUAUCCUCUCCUCACUUCCUCUCUCCCUUCUUUCUCUCUCUGCAAACCAGCUUAGAUUAAGUAAGCUGAGGGCAGAGAGACCAAGACUCAACUUCUUCUUCAGUUGUUCUGCUGCUACUACUACAAAUUUCAAAUUCUCUAGCUCUCGGAAAAAUGGACAUGUACGGACUCUCAGCUCAAGACUGCUUUCGCAUCGACGACCUCCUCGACUUCUCCAACGACGAUCUCUUCUCUUCCAUCUCCCACUCCUCCGACGCCGCCGAUCUCCACCACCACAACCACCUCCCUCCGCUCCCUCCGACGGCCUCCUCUUCCUCCACAGCUCCCACCGACUUCACCAACGACCUCUGCGUCCCCCCGAGCGACGACGCGGCGGAUCUGGAGUGGCUGUCGCGGUUCGUCGACGACUCGUUCAGCGACAUUCCGACGGGAGAGAAUUACAUCGCCGGAUCCACCGCCAUUUUCCCGAACGACGCGUCGUUUUCCGUCCGAGCAAGGAGCAAGCGAUCGAGAGCACCGGCCGCCGGUGCGGCAAGCUGGACGGCUCCGACGGAGACAAUGUCGCCGAUCGCCGUCGGGAAAUCCAAGCCAAAAGGAGACUCGUCGCCGUCGACGGAAGGAGGGGUGCGCAGGUGCUCACACUGCGCAUCGGAGAAGACGCCGCAGUGGCGGACGGGCCCAAUGGGCCCAAAGACACUCUGCAACGCGUGCGGCGUGAGGUACAAAUCGGGCCGGCUCGUCCCGGAGUACAGGCCCGCGGCGAGCCCAACAUUCGUGCUGACUCAGCACUCGAACUCUCACCGGAAGGUUCUGGAACUCCGUCGACAGAAGGAGAUCCAACAACAAGAACAACAACAACAAGAAGAACGACAACAGCCACGGGAGAACCAGCCGCAGCAGCAGCAAGAGCAAUUCUAUCCUCACCAUCACGGCUUCCGAGUAUGCUGACGUGUCGCACACGUGUCGGUGUUUUACUUGCUGUCAUACAUAUCAAUGGGGGGUGAUAAUACUGGGGAACCGGGACACUUAUAACAACGAAACUAUUUAACUUUAUCCGAGUCUUGGGUUUGUUUUGAAAUUUUCCGAGCUAAAAAGUUUUCCUCUCUUUAAUUUGAAAUAUUUGGUUUCAAUAUUAAAUGCUUCAA